CUACUAAUGGUUGUUUCAACUCCGGAGUAAUUUUGUCCAGUCAUCUGGAGCUGUUGCCAGCAUUAAAACAAUUAAAAGAUUUAAUGGCGAUUUCACCAAUACAGAAAGUUCAAAAACUGUUUGAAGAGCCAAAGCAUUUAUAUUCUGGUGUAAGAGCAAUGUCUAUUAAGGCAUUGUCUUGGAAAGAUCCUAUGGCCAGUCAAGUCAUCAGCAACGAAUUGAAGCUUGUAAAGGAAUUACCAGGAAAUUUAAGAAAAGGAUUUAUGAAACUUGUUCGUAAAAUGACACCACACCCAUGCCAAUGGUUCAAGAAAUAUGUAGAGAAUUUGUACUAG
This is a messenger RNA of Paraglomus brasilianum, 335 nucleotides long. The record is from the annotation of a GenBank genome assembly. Lineage: Eukaryota; Fungi; Glomeromycota; Glomeromycetes; Paraglomerales; Paraglomeraceae.